Molecule: messenger RNA, 1771 nt
Organism: Cannabis sativa
Lineage: Eukaryota; Viridiplantae; Streptophyta; Magnoliopsida; Rosales; Cannabaceae
Product: protein FAR1-RELATED SEQUENCE 4-like
Exons: 2
Coding region: 431-1666 (411 amino acids)
Molecular function (GO): nucleic acid binding; zinc ion binding
Source: RefSeq, a predicted model, not a curated record
CAGAGCGUGCUUGGUUUCUAUGCAAUUAGGAACAACUUCCAAUUCAGAGUUAAAAAAUCAUGUGCAAAAACAUACAAGAUUUGUUGUUUGGAUCCAAAAUGCAAGUGGGCACUAACAGCAUCCAGAAACGGGCCAACAAAGUCAUUCAUCAUUCGAAAGUACGACAGAAAGGUGAUACACACUUGUGAUCUAAACAUCAGAUUUGCCGACAAGAGACAAGCUACAACGAAAUUGAUUGGAAACUACAUCAAGCCACGGUUCACCAACAUAAAAACAACUCAAACGCCACAAGACAUCAGAGGAGAAAUGAAACACAAGUAUGGGGUCAGAAUGAACUACAUGAAAGCAUGGAGAAGCAAAGAGCACGCGCAAGAAGAAUUACGAGGAAAAGCCAACGAAUCAUACAAAGUUGCUUUGCGGUUUUUUGCACAUGUUGCAAAAAACUAAUCCCGGAACAAUAGUGGACAUGGAAACAGAGGAUGACAACAGCUUCAAGUACUUGUUUGUCGCACUGGAUGCAUCAAUAAAAGGAUGGAAGAAAUGCAAACCUAUAAUAGUUGUUGACGGAACUUUCCUUAAAUCAACAUAUGGAGGUACACUGCUCUCUGCUUGUACACAGGAUGCAAAUGGGCACAUUUUUCCACUAGCUUUUUCUGUUGUGGAUUCAGAAAACAACAACUCAUGGCAAUGGUUUUUCACAAAAGUGAGAGAAACAUAUGGGAUUAGAGAGGAACAGUGCUUGAUCUCAGAUAGACAUGAGAGCAUAAGUAAGGCAGCUUGUCAAGUAUUUCCAGAAAUCACACAUUGCUAUUGUGUAUACCACCUGUUAAGCAACCUAAAAGCAACCUUCAAGAAGAAUGCAAGCAAGCUGGAUAAACCAUUCUUCGCUGCAGCAGCAUACACAGAGAGGAAAUUUGAAUACCAUAUGAGCGAGUUGGACAGCUUGGACAUCCGUGUAAGACCAUAUUUACAACAAGUUGGAUACCACAAAUGGUCAAGAUACCACUGCAAAAACAACAGGUAUUCAACUAUGACUUCAAACAUUGCUGAAUCUCUAAAUGCAGCAAACUUGGCAGCUAGAGAGCUACCAAUCACAACACUGAUGGAGUCAUUGAGAGCAUUGAUUCAACAAUGGACAUACACAAACAGGAAAAAAGCACAGAAAACAACAACAUUUUUAACACCUACAGCAGAAAAGAAAUUAGUCGACAACUUUGUGGAAUCAUUGACAGAAAAUGUAAAACCAAUAAACGAGACCAUGUUCGAAGUCAUUGAACUAACCAGAUCAUGGGUCAUCAACCUCAAGGAGAAAACAUGCAGUUGCAACAGAUUCCAACUUGAUGAGUUACCGUGUGCUCAUGCGCUUGCUGUUAUAAAAGAGAUGAACUUGAAUGUUUACAACUACUGUUCGGGUUAUUACACCACGCGAACAUGGCUUGAAACAUACAGCGGCUCAACAUAUCCGGUACACAAUCACACAACUUGGGAUGUGCCACAAAACAUAAAAGAUAUCAUUGUUCUGCCACCAAACCAAAAAAUAAGAUCUGGAAGACCAAGGAAACGAAGGUUUUUAUCUGAAUGGGAUACAAAAAAACAUAACAGGUGCGGCAAAUGUGGACAACACGGACACAAUCGAAAGACAUGCAACAAUCAAGCAAUAAAAUAGAUACAUAUGAAAUAUUUGAAUUGUUUAAUUUUGUGUGCAAAUUCAAACAGGUUGAUCUGUGAUGCUCUAAAUACAUGGGAUUUCAUUUUUAUGAAAUUUGAAACA